Molecule: messenger RNA, 825 nt
Organism: Vicia faba (fava bean)
Lineage: Eukaryota; Viridiplantae; Streptophyta; Magnoliopsida; Fabales; Fabaceae
Source: the annotation of a GenBank genome assembly
AUGUCAUCAAGAUUGGAAUCAGCAAGUCACAAACUCGUCAUCACAAAGGAGAUUUUGGGGUUCUUAAACCUUGGUUGGGUUGCAGGACUUCUACCAUUUCAUCCUGAUUUGCUAGGUUUGGUUCAGCAUUUCCUUCUACUUUUCUUGAUGUGGCCAGACCUUAUUCAUAAAUCCAAAGAUGGAGGAAUUGAUGUCAUUGAGACUUAUGUUUUCUGGAACUUACACGAACCUGUUCGACGCCAGUACAAUUUUGAAGGUAGGGGUGAUUUGGUUGGAUUUGUGAAGGCAGUAGCAGCAGCAGGUCUAUAUGUUCAUCUCCGGAUCGGUCCAUACGCUUGUGCAGAAUGGAAUUACGGUGGUUUCCCUCUUUGGUUGCAUUUUAUUCCGGGAAUUAAGUUCAGAACUGAUAAUGAACCAUUCAAGGCAGAAAUGAAACGGUUUACAGCAAAGAUUGUGGAUUUGAUGAAGCAAGAGAAUCUCUAUGCAUCACAAGGAGGACCUAUCAUUUUAUCUCAGAUUGAAAAUGAGUAUGGAAACGUUGAUAUACACUAUGGUCCUGCUGGUAAAUCUUACAUCAAUUGGGCAGCAUCGAUGGCUACAUCUCUUGAUACAGGUGUUCCCUGGGUUAUGUGCCAGCAAGUAAACGCGCCUGAUCCAAUUAUUAACACAUGCAAUGAAUUGUCGGAUUUUGGCUAUUUUAUUAUUAUGGCUUGUGGAAUCACUGUUUUGCAGCAAAUAGAUAUCAGCUUCAUAUAUCAUAUAAUCCGUGGUCAAGCAACAAUCAAACUGUAUGUGAUCUACAACGUCUUAGAGAGUGAAUUCUAG